AUAUCUCAACAUAUCGAGUCUGCUGAAUGCAUAUUCGAGAUUUAUUCAAUAUCGAAUAUCGACUAUCGAUUGUCGACUAUUUUCGAGCUCAGCAGAAUGCACACAAAAGUAUGUGGUGCAGCCACCGGUGCAGGUGCAACGAGGUAGUUCUAACCGUUCUAAUCCGUAACAUGCUGUAUGAUGCUGUAAAGCCCGUAUCAGACUACGCAUUGAAAAUUGAGGAUUGAAAAUUAAAAAUUGAGCUUUGGCCAAUCAAAAUAAAAGGAGUUAAAAUUUCCUUGUUUUGAUUGGUCAAAUUUCAAUCUUUAAUCUUCAAUCUCAAUCUUCAAUGCGUAGUCUGAUACGGGCUUAACAGCAAUUUGUAUUCAAGCAAGUUGACGCGUGUUUUAAGUUUAAGAGACAAUUAAAAAUAAAGGCUUUGAAAGCUGAUUAAUUUGUAUGAAAAAUGGGUAAACCUCAUGGACAAAAAAGUGACAAAGGGAAGAAAUUAUCUUGGAUGUAUCGGCAAAAGGCUAAAUUGAGGAGAGUAAAAAGUUUUGAUACAAAAACAUCUGAUACUGAUGCAGAUGUGAAUGGUUAAAAUUCUUGAAUAAUUGUAAGGAAUUUAUCUUUUAAGAAACCCAUAGUUGCAUUCUCUAUAGAGAAUCGUGUCUUAGUGAACGUAAAGGAAAGAAGAGUUUAUAAAAGUCGUGAGCGCAAUCCCUUAAUUGUGAUCUGGAAACAAAAAUAAGAAGAAACAUGAAAACAUCAAGGAUGAAAUUUCAGCUGAACAAAUUAAAAUCAGAAAAUCAAAUGAUCCAGAAAAAUUACACAGGCAUGAUCAGCAAACUAGGCCAUGAUAAAUUGAUGAAAUUUUAAUCUUAAAUCAUAAUUUGAAUUCCAUACGUGGACUGUAAAAAAGCAGAAGAAGAUGAAUAAAGCAGCAAAGCAAUUGGAGAAUGUAAAAAAAAAGAUGAUAAAGAAACAAAGAAGUUGAUUACAGACGACACAAACUUCAACAAGCUCCAAAAUAAUUCUAGAUGUAAAUUGAAAGGAAUUGAUUAAAAAAAAAUUGAAGUGGUACAAAUCCUCAAAUGGCUUUUAAUAUGCAUUAAAAAAUAUUGUGAACAACAUAUUGUAAAUAAAUAGUCAAUUAUGUAGUUCUCCAAUACAUCUACAAAUAUGUGACUGUUGCCACAUUACCAUAUUUCCCCUUCCUGUAUUCGCUCUCCCACUCACGAGCGGUUUUCUGUCCAACAUCUUCAAUAGCGGGUACUUUAGUGUAAAGCAAGGCAAGUCGGUUUCAGUCAGAUCAUGGUUUUUUUCGUGUCUACAACAUGUUUUAGAAGAGACCAGAAAUGACUACGUUGAAACAACAUGCGAAGCAACUGUUGCAUCGAUUCGUUAGAAGCAACACAAAAAGCGAUAGAGCGUUAGAUACGCUAGUUACAGAUGUUGGGAGACAGGAUUUGCUACGACAUGCUCGCCCGUAUUCGGAGAUCCCAGGACCUAAGCCAAUUCCUUUGUUAGGCAACACUUGGCGAUUUCUGCCUUAUAUAGGAAACUACGAAAUACAAUCAAUAGACAAGCUGUCGAAAAAACUGCACUCCCAAUACGGCGAUAUCGUGAAGAUAGAAGGCCUUUUAGGCAGGCCUGACAUGGUGUUUGUAUAUGAUGCAAACGAAAUCGAGCGAAUUUUUCGGAGAGAAGAAAAGAUGCCGUAUCGACCUUCCAUGCCGUCGCUUGAUUAUUACAAGCAUGUACUACGAAAGGACUUCUUUCAGACUAAUCCGGGUGUCAUCGCCGUACAUGGUGAGAGUUGGUACAAUUUCCGAAGCAAGGUACAACAAGUGAUGUUGCAACCGCGGAUCGCGAGAAUGUAUAUUGGCGCUAUCGAGGAAGCGAGUACGGCACUGCUUCGCAGAAUAGCAAAGAUACGGGAUCAGAAACAUGAGGUGCCCGACAACUUUCUCAAUGAAAUGCACAAAUGGUCUUUAGAAUCUAUUGCGCAAAUUGCGUUGGAUGUGCGUUUAGGUUGUUUGGAUGAUGAUGCAAACGCGGAAACGCAGAGGCUUAUAGACGCAUUAAUCACGUUCUUCAAAAAUGUGCCUGUGCUCGAAUUAAAGAUACCUUUUUGGAAAUUCUUUAACACACCUACAUGGCAAGAAUACGUAAAUUCUUUGGAUACUAUUGUGAGUACCAUAUCAAAAUAUACAGCCGCCGCUCUGUCAAGGACUAAGAGCAACAUGGAUUCGGACAGGGAACUUUCUCUUUUGGAAAGAGUUUUAGCUUGCGAGGGCGAUACGAAGGUAGCGUCUAUCCUUGCUCUAGAUUUGUUCUUGGUUGGCGUUGACACGACGUCAUCUACAGUGGCCUCGGUGCUUUAUCAGUUAGCGCUACAUCAAGAACAACAAGCUUUGGCAUACGAUGAAAUAUGCAACGUUCUUCCACAAAGAAACGCGCCUCUCAAGAUGACAAAUAUUGACAGUUUAAAAUACUUGAAAGCAUGCAUCAAAGAAACUCUGAGGAUGUAUCCAGUUGUAAUAGGCAAUGGGCGAAGUACAACUUCGGAUAUUGUAAUCGGCGACUAUCGUGUACCAAAAGGAGUGCACGUGGUAUUUCAACACUACGUCAUUAGCAACCUAGAGAAGUAUUUCCCGCAAAGUAAUGAGUUUCUCCCAGAACGAUGGUUAUGCGACGAUGGUGUCCGUCACGCGUUUGCUUCACUUCCUUUUGGUUACGGCAGACGAAUGUGCUUGGGACGACGCUUUGCCGAACUUGAAAUAAUUAUUGUCGUUAGCAAGAUUCUUCAAUUUUACAAAAUAGAAUAUCACCAUGAGAAACUGGACUAUUACAUUAAUCCAAUGUACACGCCGAAAGGACCGUUAAAGCUGAGAUUUAUCGAGAGAUAAUAUCUCUACUUCUUUUUAUACAUGGGAAAAAAAACAUAGUCGCCAAUAUUACUGGUAUUUAUAAACUUUUUUUGUGCGUAUUGUACGUAGAUUUGCAUUCACGUAUGAUUAGUUUCUAGAACGUACUUUACAUGCGAGUAAAUAAUUACAUUAUAUGAAAUGUAUGUUAAUAUAACUGUUCAUUACAGUGCAUUUAGAAUAAAUAAUAUUCUUACGA
This is a messenger RNA of Solenopsis invicta (red fire ant), 3108 nucleotides long. RefSeq names its product probable cytochrome P450 49a1. Gene Ontology annotation, molecular function: heme binding; oxidoreductase activity, acting on paired donors, with incorporation or reduction of molecular oxygen; monooxygenase activity. NCBI's taxonomy places the organism in Eukaryota, Metazoa, Arthropoda, Insecta, Hymenoptera, Formicidae. The transcript has 15 exons. The coding region runs from base 1338 to 2891 and encodes 517 amino acids. The record is from RefSeq and is a predicted model, not a curated record.